Molecule: messenger RNA, 3895 nt
Organism: Tarenaya hassleriana
Lineage: Eukaryota; Viridiplantae; Streptophyta; Magnoliopsida; Brassicales; Cleomaceae
Product: histone-lysine N-methyltransferase ATX4-like
Exons: 23
Coding region: 530-3745 (1071 amino acids)
Biological process (GO): regulation of transcription by RNA polymerase II
Molecular function (GO): protein binding
Source: RefSeq, a predicted model, not a curated record
CUCUCUCUCUCUCUCUCUCUCUCUCUCUCUCUCUCGUGAACUCUGUCACGCUUUCUCUCUCUAAAAUCUUUCUUACUCGUAAAACAAAUUGCGAAAAUUUUCGUCUUCCGAUUACAGAAAUUUUGGCAUUCUGGUUUUCUUAUUCCGAUCACAUGGAAAGUCGCAUUCCUUUUGUUUUGGUUUCUCUGAAUUUAGAGAGAGAGUAGGAACAGAUCUCUCUAUGUUCUUUCGUGUCUCUACGAAACAUCUUUCUUUUUUCUUCUUCUUCCAUCGAUAGUUUUACACAAUUUUCUUCCUUUCGUUGUUUGCUACGACUUGUAUGCAAUUUGCGAUAGUGGGUCAAGCGCGACGGAGGAAUUUUCUCAGGUUUUCUCGGUGGUGGUCGCUCGAGUCUGGGAAAUACCGAAAUUGAGGUGCGAUUAGGGUUUGUGGGCGAUUCGCGAAUCUGAGAGGGGUUUUAGUUGCUGUUUCUGGAUUGGAACAGUGGAAACUGUGAUGUUUUGAUUGGCACCUAAUCGUCUGAACGAAAAUGAUUAUCAAACGGAAACUGAAAACCCGAAUACCGAGUUUGAAACGGUGCAAACUCGGCAGCUCGGCGAGUGAAGACUACGGCGGCGGCGAAGACACGGCGGUGACUCGGAAGAAGAGAAAGUUAAACUCCGGCGGUUACUACCCUCUCAACAUUCUCGGAGAGAUCGCCGCCGGGAUCGUUCCGGUGAGCCUCGAUGAGAGCAUUCGAGGUUCCAGGGAGAAGAAGUUCUAUGCUUCGUGGUGCACUGAAGUUUCGUGCUCUCCCGGCGAGAUCGAAUCAAAGCCCAAUGGAAGACCGGAUUCCGGCCGUGGGAGGGAUCUGACAGCUGAGGCUUCGCGUCCUCCGGUUGUUCGGACAUCGAGGGGACGAGUUCAGGUACUUCCUUCUCGGUUCAACGACUCUGUUAUGGAGAAUUGGAGGAAAGAAAGCAAACCUAGUAAUGUUCAGGAUCAUGAGGAGGAAACAGAAUGCAGGAAGGAUGAAUUUAGUUUUGGGGUUCCGAAAGCAAGUAACCAUGCUUUGAAAAGCAAGCCCCGCAAAGGAAAAUCCGGUCCUCGGAAUCUUAAGUACAGUGAAUUGUGUGAAGAAGAGGAAGAUGAUGAAUAUGAACGGGGUAUUGGAUAUAACAAUUCUUGCAUGAGGAAGUAUAUACGUUCACGUGGCAUGCUCUCUUCCCUUAACGAGCAACAGUUCAUUGAAGAUGAGCAAUGCCCUCCUGUCGAGAGAUUGCAGGAAGAUGAGAAUCAUGUGAAGGAAGAUGGGAUUUAUGGGCCAGAGAACUUCUAUUCAGGGGACUUGGUUUGGGCUAAAUCGGGGGAAAAUGAGCCAUUUUGGCCUGCCAUUGUUAUUGAUCCAAUGACUCAGGCUCCCGAGCUUGUUUUGCGUGCUUGUAUACCGGAUGCAGCCUGUGUAAUGUUCUUUGGUCACUCAGGGAACGAGAACGAAAGGGAUUAUGCAUGGGUGAUAAGGGGUAUGAUCUUCCCCUUCGUGGAUUACGUUGACAGGUUCCAAGAACAGUCUGAACUGCAUGGAUGCAACCCUGGGGAUUUUCAGAUGGCCCUGGAAGAAGCGUUUUUGGCAGAACAAGGAUUCACAGAAAAGUUGAUGCAAGAUAUUAACAUGGCUUCCGGUAACCCGAAUUUCGACGAUUCUAACCAAGAGCUCAAUUUCCACACUUCUAACAAGGACAUAUUCAAGAAAUACAGGGAUCCAAGAACCUGUGAAGGAUGUGGAAUGAUCCUUUCUUUUAAGAUUGCAAAAAAAAUGAAAGCUCUGAUUCCUGGAGAUCGGUUAUUGUGUAAAACUUGUUCGAGGUCCACAAGAUCAAAGAACAACUGUGGUAUAUGCAAGAAGAUACAAAAUCAUUUGGACAGUCAAAGCUGGGUGCGCUGCAAUGGCUGUAAGGUUUGGGUACAUGCAGCAUGUGCCCACAUAUCACACAAGCAUUUUAAGGAUUUUGGGCGAACAGAUUACCGUUGCCCUACUUGCAGAGCAAAAUUUAACUGUGAAUUGUCUGCUUCAGAAAAAAGAGACUCAAAACCCAAACUAGGCAAAAUCAAUGUUCGUACGGUGCUUCCUGACAAGGUUAUUGUUGUCUGCUCUGGAGUGGAAGGUGUAUACUUUCCAAGCCUUCAUUUAGUUGUAUGUAAGUGUGGGUCAUGUGGACCUGAAAGGAAAGCACUUAGUGAAUGGGAAAGACAUACCGGUUCCAAAGCAAGAAAUUGGAAGACUAGUGUGAAAGUUAAAAGCUCAAAACUAUCACUAGAAGAAUGGAUGCUGAAAUUGGCAGAGUUCCAUGCAAAUGCCACUGCAGAGAAACCUCCUAGACGUCCUUCUGCAAAGGAGAGAAAGCAAUGGUUGGUUGCUUUUCUGAGAGAGAAGUACGAGCCAGUCAACGCAAAGUGGACAACAGAGCGAUGUGCGGUAUGCAGAUGGGUUGAAGACUGGGACUAUAACAAGAUCAUUAUCUGCAACAGAUGUCAGAUAGCAGUCCAUCAAGAAUGCUAUGGAGCUAGAAAUGUUCGUGAUUUCACUUCAUGGGUCUGCAAAACGUGCGAGACACCUGAUAUUAAACGUGAAUGCUGCCUCUGUCCUGUAAAAGGAGGUGCUUUGAAGCCAACUGAUGUGGAGACACUGUGGGUUCAUGUGACAUGUGCUUGGUUUCAGCCCGAAGUAUGUUUUGCAAAUGAAGAGAAAAUGGAACCAGCUGUGGGGAUUUUGAGUAUUCUAUCAAGUAAUUUUGUGAAGAUGUGUGUAAUUUGCAAACAAAUACAUGGAUCGUGCACCCAGUGUUGCAAGUGCUCUACGUACUAUCACGCCAUGUGUGCCUCCAGGGCCGGUUAUAGGAUGGAGUUGCACUGCUUGGAGAAAAAUGGUAGACAGAUGACAAGGAUGGUGUCCUACUGUGCUUAUCACAGGGCUCCAAACACAGAUACCGUGUUAGUUAUACAAACUCCUUCAGGGGUCUUCUCUGCCAAAAGCCUUGUUCAAAACAAAAAGAGAAGUGGUUCCAGACUUAUUUCAUCAAACAGAUUAGAACUUGAAGAGUCGCCGGCAGAAGAGACCGAAAUGUGUGACCCAUUUUCGGCCGCCCGUUGUCGAGCAUUUAAAAGAAAGAUUAAUAGCAAGAAGAGGAUUGAAGAAGAAGCCAUCCCUCUUCGCGUUAGGGGACCCAGCCAUCAUCCUUCAGCAGCGAUACAAACUCUAAACACAUUCAGGCAGGUGGAGGAAGAACCCAAAUCGUUUUCGUCGUUCAGAGAAAGGCUUAGUCACCUGCAGAGUACAGAGAUGGAACGAGUAUGCUGUGGGAGAUCUGGGAUACACGGCUGGGGGCUCUUUGGGAGAAGGAAUAUCCAAGAGGGAGAGAUGGUGCUGGAAUACAGAGGGGAACAGGUGAGACGUAGCAUUGCGGACCUAAGGGAAUCACGUUACCAAAGAGAAGGAAAAGAUUGUUAUCUGUUCAAGAUCAGCGAGGAAGUAGUUGUGGACGCUACUGAGAAAGGCAACAUUGCUCGUCUGAUCAACCAUUCGUGUAUGCCCAACUGCUAUGCGAGGAUAAUGAGCGUUGGUGAUGAAGAAAGCCGUAUCGUCCUCAUUGCAAAGACCAACUUAUCUGAGGGCGACGAGCUAACGUAUGAUUACUUGUUCGAUCCUGAUGAAUUCAAGGUGCCUUGUCUGUGUCAAUCCCCCAACUGCAGGAAAUUCAUGAAUUAGAUAUAGACAUCCCCUCUCUCUCCUUUUACUCUCUCUUUUUAGCUUUUUUUACACAUUUGUCCAAGAAAGAAGAAGAAGAAGAUACUUGUUUUUUGCAGCAAGGGCUUUUAACUUGCCCCAGGUUGUCCUAAACUCAUUUGUUUUCUGGUU